AUGAAUUUUUCAGAACCGGACCCAAUUUUUUUCGUCCCGGACAACAUCACUUCUCUUCCACUUCGACUGGAGUCCCGCGCGGUCGCCACAUCCGCCACAAUGUUCGCGGUGGGAGUCCUGGGAAACCUCGUCGCUAUCGUGGUGCUCAGCAUCUCCAAAAAGGAACAAAAAGAGACCACCUUCUACACGCUGGUUUGUGGAAUGGCUAUAACGGAUCUUCUGGGAACCUGUUUCACUAGCCCGGUAGUUAUCGCGACAUAUGUUGGAAACAGGUGGCCUGGCGGGGAACUUCUUUGCCACUUUUUUUCAUUUUCAAUGCUUUUCUUCGGUUCUGCUGGAAUGUCAAUAUUGUGCGCCAUGGCAGUAGAGCGGUACCUAGCCAUUAACCACGCGUACUUUUACUCACAGUACGUGGACAGGACAAUGGCCCGGUUUGCGCUUGUGGCAACAUAUUUAGCCAAUGUUGUGUUGUGCAUCAUGCCAAGUUUCGGAUUCGGGAAACACAUGAGACACUAUCCGGGCACAUGGUGCUUUUUGGACUGGCGGGCGACGAAACCCCUCGCCGCCUCGUACUCGUUUCUGUAUGGAGGAUUCAUGCUGUUACUGAUAGCUGUGACGGUCGUAUGCAACUUCGCCGUGUGUAGAUCUUUGAUGCGAAUGAACCAGCGAACUCGGAUCGUGAGAGCGGAGGUGUCCGGACCACAAGUGGGCUCGAGGCGCAGGUUUCCAAAACUGCCCUCCGUCACCUCCGCCACAGAAAUCCAAAUGUUUUGGCUGCUGAUCUUAAUGACAAUUGUGUUCCUCGUAUGUUCCAUUCCUUUAGUGGUGCGGAUCUUCGUGAACCAAAUGUACGGUCCUGCCCAGCUGUCAUUAGGAGGCAAGGUGGACUACCGCAGUGAUCUCCUCGCAAUUCGGUUCGCCUCCUUUAACCCGAUCUUGGAUCCAUGGGUUUACAUCUUGUGCCGAAAAAACCUACUGGUCAAGGGGUGCGAGAGGGUGAAACGGACGGUUGGGAUUGUCAGAGAGGGUCACAGGCGCAAAGAAGGCUGGGUAAGCGGUCCGCAGACACCCCCAUCUUACGCCAACAGCAACACCACCAGUUACGCCUCCCUGCGCACGGCAAACGAUGACCGAGACUCUGGGAAUCACAUUGUCUCUAGGACUAAAUCUUUCACCGACUUCACUAAGCAACAGCAUUGGGACUUCGAGUCGGCACGGCCGAGCUUUCAUCCCUUCAGCGUCGAAGCAACUACUGCCAUUUGUUUCGAAAAAUUAUUGCCCAUUUGCUCAAAGCUGUCAGAAGGGACACCUGAUUUGUGCGCAAUCCUUCAGGAGUCGCCUGCCCUGUCUGGGGACAGAGAUGCGCAGCCCACGGCGUGUGUACAGACGCUGCCAACGCACGAGAGACAGGUGGAAAUCGUUACUUGCACUUUCAGUACACCGACCUCCUGCACCUCAGAGAGGUGCCUCUAA
Megalops cyprinoides (Indo-Pacific tarpon) is the source of this 1473-nucleotide messenger RNA. It is a transcript of the gene ptger4c, whose product is annotated as prostaglandin E receptor 4 (subtype EP4) c. Gene Ontology annotation, cellular component: plasma membrane. Gene Ontology annotation, molecular function: prostaglandin E receptor activity. Gene Ontology annotation, biological process: cellular response to prostaglandin E stimulus; negative regulation of inflammatory response; positive regulation of cytosolic calcium ion concentration. Lineage: Eukaryota; Metazoa; Chordata; Actinopteri; Elopiformes; Megalopidae. The coding region runs from base 1 to 1473 and encodes 490 amino acids. The record is from RefSeq and is a predicted model, not a curated record. The transcript has 2 exons.